AAAUGUGGCCCUCUUUGAAAAUAAUUUGGACACCACUGGUGUACAGUGUUGAAUCCCCACUGACACUGACACGCUAAUGAUGAAGAAAGGAUACGUGAGUCUCAUCCAGGUGGUCACUCGAGCCAGGAACAGACUAGCAACCUGAGCGAACUCAAGCUCCAGCUCAUAGAACGUCUUUCCUGUGUUCUGGAUCAGGAAGGUGUUCAACAGUCGGCCGCGGACCGUCCUGUCACCACGGUCCCACUCCCGGAGAAAGCUGAGGACUUUGCCGAUACUCGCUUGGUCACCUUGGGUAAGCAUUGUAGUUUGUCUUCCCUCUUUUCACGCUGGCGAUAAAAUGUAUUCCUACUCAAACAAAAACAAACAAACUGGGAGUUGAAGUCUUAAGCUAAUGCACAAAUAAAAGCUAUAUUAUCAAUCGAAUGGCUGUGUUUAAAUGUUUAAAACGAUCAUUUUUCUCGCGCUUCGACUCUGCUUAUGGCAGCUUGUUUACGGUUGCUAGGUAACGCCCCAUAAUAAAAGUGUUUGACUCAAUUCAUCAAGUCUAAGGUUGGCAGGUACUGCUUUGGUUGAACCUUGCCUGUGUUCCCUGCAUUGCCAUCAGGAUCACCUUUCCUGGCCGGCCAGCCAGCUCCCAGCCUUCACUGCCUGCAGGAGCUGGUGUGGCGAAGUGUAUCUGUGAAAUCUGCCCGGAGCUCAGUCCCACACAGCGGCAAGUGCCCCGAAAAGGAGCAGCUAUCCACCGAGUUGGAUUUAAAGGCGCUCUCGGACGCUUUCAAGAGAUAUGGGCUCAGAACCACCAAGCUCUCCACAGGUGGUGGAGGAUGGAGGAGAGGAGGAUGAGGAGGAGCUGAGCGGUGGGGAGGAGGCAGACCUGCGCUCCAGCUCCGGCAGGGGCUCCCUGCUGACCCGGAGAGGGAUCACUCUGAGGGUGCUGCUCAAGGACGGGCUUGUGGAACCAGGGGACGGGGUGCUGGCCAUACACUAUUUGGGUAAAAACUUUGUUGGAGACCUGUUGACUGAUGGGAAAAUCAGAUGGGUGGAGACAGGCCAGAUCUUCAACUCCCCCAGUGCCUGGGCGACACACUGCAAACGUUUGGUAAACCCGGCCAAGAAGUCUGGCUGUGGCUGGGCGUCUGUACGCUACAGAGGACAGAAGCUGGUCCAGUACAAAACCACGUGGCUGCACAAGUACCAACCCAGCGCAGACAUGAGCCUGGUGAGUGAGGAGGACGAUGAUGAGGAUGAAGAGGAAGGGAAAACAGCUGUCCAGCCAGAUGAUAAAAACAAGAACAGCAAACCUGGAUUUCAUGACAUAAUGGUUUCACGGAGGGCCGACAGAGAGAGAAUUCCUGUCAGAUAUUGCACCUUGGGUACCAGAGAUGCUGCCAAAGAUCCUCACACACUCGUGGAGCUUUCGGCCUUCUCAGCCAUCAACAGAUUCCAGCCCUUCAAUGUAGCCGUAUCCAGUAAUGUGCUGCUGCUCAUGGACUUCCACUGCCACCUGACCACCAGUGAGGUGGUGGGAUACCUCGGAGGCAGAUGGGAUACUAACACGCAAUUGCUGACCGUUUUGAGGGCUUUUCCUUGUCGGACCAGGCUGGCAGAUAGAGAAGCCGCAUCUGCUGUGGAGGAGGAGAUCUGUCAGAACCUGUUCAUGCGCGGGCUGUCAUUGGUGGGCUGGUACCACAGUCACCCGAGAGGUCCUGCUCUGCCGUCGCUGCAGGACAUCGACUCCCAGAUGGACCAUCAGCUGAGACUGCAGGGCUCGAACAACGGCUUCCAGCCGUGUCUGGGCAUCAUCUGUGGUCCAUAUUACCACGGCAAUCAAGGAGUGGCAUCCACAAUAACUCCAUUUUGGGUCGUGCCACCCCCUGAGCAACGGUCCAAUGACUAUGGUAUUCCAGUGGCUGUGGAGGUCACCUAUGUACAGGACAACUUUCUCACCAGUGAUGUGCUCAAUGAGAUGAUGCUGCUGGUUGACUACUACAGAGCAGCUCCUGAUCUCGUCCACUUCAGCCAGUACUGGUGUCCUGAUACAACCAUGAUGGACAAGAUUAAGGGCUCUCUGAGCUGCCAUGCUCCCAAAGACCAGGCCUACUCUCAGAUCUUGGAGCACGUCUACAGUCAGCUGAGCCACCUGCCAUGAGUGUGUCUGCUGUGCAUAUACUCAUGAGGCUUAUCUCCAACUUAUAGUGUUUCCAUGACGAACACUUUUUGUGCGGAGCGGACAGGACAGGAGGGACAGAUGUACAAUGUAAAAACCUGCUUGAAAAACAUAUAGAUGCCUUGAAUUCUUUGCUCUUUAAGUGACACUUAGUUAUGACACAGCAUUAUCGUGAGUUUGAGAAACACUUGAAAGACUCUGGAAGUGCUAAUUCUGUGAUAUUUGUCCCCCAGGAGUUUGUAAUGGAAAUAGAGAAAUAUACAAUGGAUACAUGAAACAGAUUUUUAUAGAGGACGCUAAAUAGAAGCAUUUCAUUGACGAGGAAUCAUCCCACCUGACUGGCCUCUUACCUUUUACACCUGGACCUAUAUGUGCCUAUCUGUGCCAGUAUUCAGAUACUGCCAGAUAUGUACAAUAUAACUUUUUCAUGUGUUGUUAUUGCCUUCAAAGACUAAAGACUGGUUUGGGAAAGAUUGCGCAAAAAUACUACCUUAGCGAAGUAUCCAAAUGUGUCUCGGUAUGAGCUUAGCUAGUACUCUGCAAUGUGGUACAAGUAAUUCACUGUGCCAAGCAUUUUGUUUUUACUAACCUGUGUGUAAAAACAGGUGUGUGUGUGUUUAUGAGUGUGUGUGUGUGUGUGUGUGUGCUAUUUUAUGAAAGCUGCCCUUUAUUGUCUUCCUUGAGUUUUAUGAGACAUGAGUAGGAUAGGACAGAUGUUUGCUCGUUUUUUCCCUGUACUGUAUUUAUUACUAAUUGUGGAUUGUGUGACGUACAUGUAAGAAGACAGAGCAAUGCCUUAAGCCUGCUGAUGAUCCACAACGCAUUAAAAUAUACACACUGGAACUAUUUAAAAAUA
Molecule: messenger RNA, 3023 nt
Organism: Notolabrus celidotus (New Zealand spotty)
Lineage: Eukaryota; Metazoa; Chordata; Actinopteri; Labriformes; Labridae
Gene: mpnd
Product: MPN domain containing
Exons: 15
Coding region: 785-2149 (454 amino acids)
Biological process (GO): double-strand break repair
Cellular component (GO): BRCA1-A complex; BRISC complex
Molecular function (GO): metallopeptidase activity; polyubiquitin modification-dependent protein binding
Source: RefSeq, a predicted model, not a curated record